This is a messenger RNA of Mycotypha africana, 1098 nucleotides long. RefSeq lists its product as uncharacterized. Lineage: Eukaryota; Fungi; Mucoromycota; Mucoromycetes; Mucorales; Mycotyphaceae. The record is from RefSeq and is a predicted model, not a curated record. The transcript is spliced from 4 exons. Bases 1 to 1098 code for a protein of 365 amino acids.
AUGACAAGUUUGUCCAUACAACAACGGCCUGACUGGACAUCUUACCAGCAAUAUCAGAUUUCCUUCAUUUAUGCUUUUUCAAAUACCUUUGAUACGCCUCAAGCUGAACACAUACCCAACUUUUAUAAACUACCCAAGUUUACUCCGAGAGAGUUGGAAGAAGAAAUACAAAAACCAGAGAGUCAAUUGAUAUAUAAUAUUGUCUGCGCUGCGCUAUCUAAUAUUCUUAAUAGAAAUAGGCUUAUAGAGUCUUUCAAAGGCACACUUCUACAGCUUUUAACGGACAAAAUCAAAGCUACUGAUAUAGAUUUAGAGACUAACCCUCUUGUUGGAGAGAACAACUUCUUCACACUAUCUACAGAAAUGAAACUUUACAUACUAUAUAAUCUUAUGGAAUGGCAACUGCAGGACAGCUUAAGUGUCAAGACCCUUAUCGAUUACAACGUCAACAAUAAAAAUAAUCAGUACUACGAUUUAAAUCGCAUUCGAUACAAACCCCUUGGUACUGACGAUAAAAAGCGAAUCUACUGGCAAUUUGGCGAAUCAGGUUGGAUCUGGCGAGAGGAUAAAAGUAAAAAGCCUAGACACAAAAACAAAGUAGCUACAGUGGACAAUUGGGAGCUCUUGUGCCGCACCAAAGAAGAUAUCGAGGACUUGACGAAAUCUCUCAAGUCUUCAAGCACUACUGACACCAACAGCAGUAAAAAGAGGCGAUAUUUUCCUAACAUUGAUUUGGCAGAGGAAAUCGAGACUAGAGGACUCGACUUUAUGUUGGAAAAGGAGGAAAAGAAGCGAUUAGCUAAGGAAAGAGCCGAAUUACGCAAAUUGAUGCCAGUUGAAGUCAACAUUACACGCACACAGUUGCGAUCCAGAGGGGUUAGAGCCAACCGCAAAUCAUAUAAUUAUGAUGAAAAAGAAAUUUACGGCAAUAUCACAGAUGAUGAAGAUGACCAGACCUACGAAUCAGAAAACGAGGCUAAGAUUGUAAUAGAAGAAAAACCUAAAACACAACCUACGCGUUGGAGUAGUCGGUUACAUAAAUAUAAUUCUAACAGUGUCGCAUCUACUGAUGACAAAGAUAAAAUGAUCACAGAUUGA